Emys orbicularis (European pond turtle) is the source of this 2252-nucleotide messenger RNA. RefSeq names its product F-box protein 32 (gene FBXO32). Gene Ontology annotation, biological process: protein ubiquitination. The coding region runs from base 175 to 1242 and encodes 355 amino acids. Gene Ontology annotation, cellular component: SCF ubiquitin ligase complex; nucleus; cytoplasm. Lineage: Eukaryota; Metazoa; Chordata; Testudines; Emydidae. The record is from RefSeq and is a predicted model, not a curated record. The transcript is spliced from 9 exons. Gene Ontology annotation, molecular function: protein binding.
GAGCCCUCGGAUAAAUACAGCCGCGGCCGCUGCGAGGACACGGACACGGAUCGGAGCGACGGUCGUACAACCCCCUCCCCCAGCCACGCAACUGGGGACCCCCCCUCCCCGGCGCGCCCCUUCCAGGCUCCGUAGGGACCGGGAAAGCUCCUUGGUAGAGCUCCCCGCGCCGCGAUGCCUUUUCUGGGGCAGGACUGGAGGUCCCCGGGGCAGAACUGGGUGAAGACGGCGGAUGGCUGGACCAGGUUCCUGGAGGAGAGACACAGCGGCUAUGUCAGUGAUAUAAACAGUUACUGCAAAAAGGAGGAUUACAACAAGGAGAAUCUCUUCAACAGCAUGAACUAUGAUGUUGCUGCCAAGAAGAGAAAGAAGGACCUGCUGAAUAACAAGACAAAGAUCCAGUAUUUCCAUCAAGAAAAAUGGAUUUAUGUCCACAAGGGAAGCACAAAAGAACGUCAUGGCUACUGCACCUUGGGAGAAGCUUUUAACAGACUUGACUUCUCAAAUGCUAUCCUAGACUCCAGACGGUUCAACUAUGUUGUAAGGCUGUUGGAGCUGAUAGCAAAGUCUCAGCUAACAUCACUGAGUGGAAUCGCCCAGAAAAACUUCAUGAACAUUUUGGAAAAAGUGGUGCAGAAAGUCCUUGAAGAUCAGCAGAACAUCAGGCUAAUAAGGGAAUUGCUGCAGACUCUCUACACGUCACUGUGCACCCUGGUGCAAAGGGUUGGCAAGUCUGUUCUGGUUGGAAACAUCAACAUGUGGGUACACAGAAUGGAGACUAUUCUUCACUGGCAACAGCAACUGAACAGCAUCCAAAUCACAAGACCUGCCUUUAAAGGAAUGACCUUUACGGACCUGCCGUUGUGUUUACAAUUAAACAUCAUGCAGCGGCUAACUGAUGGAAGAGACCUUGUCAGCCUUGGGCAAGUGGCCCCUGAACUGCAAGUGCUCAGUGAGGACCGGCUGCUGUGGAAAAAGCUCUGCCAAUACCAUUUCACAGACCGACAGAUUCGUAAACGGAUAAUCUUAUCUGAGAAGGGGUUGCUGGAUUGGAAGAAGAUGUACUUUAAACUUAUAAGGUGUUACCCGAGGAAAGAGCAGUAUGGAGACACACUGCAGCUCUGCAGACAUUGCCACAUCCUCUCCUGGAAGGGUACUGAUCAUCCUUGCACAGCCAACAACCCAGAGAGCUGCUCCACUUCUCUUUCCCCCCAAGACUUUAUCAACUUGUUCAGAUUCUGAACCCUGGUUCUUCACAGCAUAUCCUGUUCUUACAAGACACUUGAUAGCGCUCAGCUUGGACACUGAACUUGUAAAUAGUGUAAAUGUUGAUGUUUGUUUGAAGUUCCUGAGUCAAGCAAACAAGAGGAUCUUAGAGACGAAAGGUGAAAUUGCUCGUUGACAUGGACUUCUAACAAGACUGGUGUGUAUAGGCAAUAUUGUAAAAAGUCACCUUUUUAUUAUCCGAGUACAAGAUACAGGGCAGACAUUUCUUUCUGUUUAGAAGUUAAAACUGAAUUUGCCCCAUGGCCCUUUAAAAACUUUCUAUAUUUUUUUUCAGUUUCUAAUAAAUGAAAAGAAAGCAGUUUGAGACUAGGACUGUUUAACUGCUCCUCCGUCUGGUUUUAUUUACAAUAGAUAUUUAUAAAUAUGACAUUUUAAAAAUGAUAUUUAUGGGGAAAAAAUUCCCUGCAAUGAGUUUUAAUAAUACCUGUAUGUAAAAAAAAUUGGAUGCAUUCAGAAAUAUGCAUAACAUCUAGGAUUUGAUCCUAGUUAAAAAUGAAAAUAACACACCACGCCAUUUUCUACCUCGAAUAAAUAGAGUACCUUUGAAACAACAAUCCAUUAUGCAAUGUGAACUAUUAUACUUUGUACAAUGAUUUAAAGAGAAAUGAUGUUUAUGACCGUAAGCAAACUUCUUCUUAUGUUAAUGCUUACUUUUUUAAUUCGUUUUCUUGCUGUACUCAGUGCUUGAAUGCCCAGAAGAUGAGCGCCUUAGAAUACCUAAGAUUUUACUCCAUCCUCCUUUUAAUUUUGUUGUCUUUAUAAAAGAUUAAGCAAAAAAACAAACCAAGGGUGAGGAUUUGUAUUUAAGGAGGGUGCAUGAUGGAUGACUGAUAAGGGGCCAGAUCUAACCUCUCAUUAGUGUAAAUUCAUAGCUCCACUGAUUUCAGUGGAAUUAGUCUGGAUUUACACCUGUCUGAGAUCAGCAUCUGGUUCACUGGGUCUGACUCCCCCCACCCCGUGUAACU